Molecule: messenger RNA, 3183 nt
Organism: Condylura cristata (star-nosed mole)
Lineage: Eukaryota; Metazoa; Chordata; Mammalia; Eulipotyphla; Talpidae
Product: dynein heavy chain 17, axonemal-like
Exons: 13
Coding region: 1-3183 (1060 amino acids)
Biological process (GO): microtubule-based movement
Cellular component (GO): dynein complex
Molecular function (GO): minus-end-directed microtubule motor activity; ATP binding; dynein light intermediate chain binding
Source: RefSeq, a predicted model, not a curated record
AUGGCCGACCUCAUCGAGAUGCGGGAGGAGGUGUCCAACCUGGUCAUCAGCGCCAUCAAGGAGGCCGAGGAGCACCAGGACUCCUUCGAGCGCUACGCCUACCUGUGGCUGGACAGCCCGCAGGAGUUCAUGAGGCACUUCCUGGCCUAUGGCCGCGCCGUGUCCCCCGAGGACCUGGACGCCCGGGCCGAGGAGACCCUCCCGCGCACGCCGCCCACCCUGGCCCAGUUCCAGCAGCAGGAGAGCGUGGCGCCCCUGUUCGAGGUCCACAUGGAGCUGGACGAGGAGGGCCUGACCUUCACCCCGUCCCUGGAGGUGGGCGGGGACUACAGCUUCCUGGUGCUCAUCGAGGGCCUCAUCAGCGACAUCUACAACACCGCCAAGCUCGUCCCGCGGCUGGCCAAGGGCCGGCUCAACUACAAGGUCAGUGUGGGCCAGCGCCGCCCGGCGGGAGCGGCCCGGACUCAGCGGUGCCCGGCGCGCAUCACAGGACACGGCUCCGACGGGCCGAGGCCCGAGUUCUCCAUGGGGGGCUCCUGGGACCCGCGGCGGGGCCCCCCGAAGCCCCUCUCCUCCCAGGCCGGCCUCUCUGCCGUGCUGAAGGCCCUGGACAGCACCUGGUCCGCCAUGGAGUUCGAGCACGAGCCCCACGCGCGCACCGGCGUGCUGCUGCUCAAGUCGGACGAGCUGCUGGUGGAGACCCUGGAGGACAACCAGGUGCAGCUGCAGAACCUGAUGAUGUCCAAGUACCUGUCCCACUUCCUGAAGGAGGUGACCAGCUGGCAGCAGAAGCUGUCCACGGCGGACUCGGUCAUCUCCAUCUGGUUCGAGGUGCAGCGCACCUGGGGCCACCUGGAGAGCAUCUUCAUCGGCUCCGAGGACAUCCGCGCGCAGCUGCCCGAGGACUCGCGGCUCUUCGACCGGAUCGACCAGGAGUUCAAGGUGCGCCGCGCCCCGCCCCGCGCGGCCCCUCAGCGAGGCCGGGGGGCGGGCUCCCACCGUGUGGCCGGUCCCCAGGCCUUGAUGGAAGACGCCGUGAAAACCCCCAACGUCGUGGAAGCCACCAACAAGCCGGGCCUCUACAAGAAGCUGGAGGGCCUGAAGAAGAGCCUGGCCGUGUGCGAGAAGGCCUUGGCGGAGUACCUGGAGACAAAGAGGCUGGCCUUCCCGAGGUUCUACUUCGUGUCCUCGGCCGACCUCCUGGACAUCCUCUCCAACGGGAACAACCCCGUGGAGGGACGUGGCCCGGGCCAGCGCCCUCGUGCCUGCGGGGCGGCUUCUGGGCACGCGCUGCCCAGCCAGCCCCUAGCCUGGGCCAGAGCCAGGAGGAAACGCUGCCUGGCAGCCCCACUUCAGCAGGGGGACCGGCUAGCUGGGCGGCCGGUGUGCGGGGCCCUCGUGGGACUACGGGGGCACAGCGUGGCCUGCGGCGUGGGCCGGGCUCGUGACGGCCGCACACUGGACGAGGGCUGGCAGGGGCCCCCGCCGGGGCAGACCCGCGGGGCCGACGUGGCCCGUUGUCACGGCCCGGCCGGUUUCACCGUGGCCUUCCCUGGGGUCCACGUGAGCCGCCACCUGUCCAAGCUCUUCGACAGCCUGUGUAAGCUCAAGUUCCAGCUGGACGCCAGCGGGCAGCCGCUCAAGGUCGGCCUGGGCAUGUACAGCAAGGAGGACGAGUACGUGGACUUUGACCAGGAGUGUGACCUGUCGGGGCAGGUGGAGAGCUCGCAGGCCUUCACCUGGCAGUCCCAGCUGCGCCAUCGCUGGGACGAGGAGAAGAGGCAUUGCUUCGCCAACAUCUGCGACGCCCAGAUCCAGUACUCCUACGAGUACCUGGGCAACACGCCGCGGCUGGUCAUCACCCCGCUCACGGACAGGUGCUACAUCACCCUGACCCAGUCCCUCCACCUGAUCAUGGGCGGAGCCCCCGCUGGCCCCGCCGGGACCGGCAAGACGGAGACCACCAAGGACCUGGGCAGAGCCCUGGGCACCAUGGUCUACGUCUUCAACUGCUCCGAGCAGAUGGACUACAAGGUGAAAUGUGUCCAAGACGCGAUUCGAGCCAAGAAGAAAACCUUCAAUUUCCUGGGCGAGAUGAUCCGCCUCAUCCCCACCGUGGGCCUCUUCAUCACCAUGAACCCCGGCUACGCCGGCCGCACCGAGCUGCCCGAGAACCUCAAGGCCUUGUUCAGGCCCUGCGCCAUGGUGGUCCCCGACUUUGAGCUGAUCUGCGAGAUCAUGCUGGUGGCCGAGGGCUUCCUGGAGGCUCGUCUGCUGGCCAGGAAGUUCAUCACGCUCUACACCCUGUGCAAGGAGCUGCUCUCGAAGCAGAGCCCCUCGGUGGGCCCCGCGGCUGGCCGGCUGAUCCGGGGGCGCCCCGUGCAGGUCCUCAAAUCCCUCAACAAGACCUACCAGAACCUGAAGAGGCGGCCGGUGGCCGUGGACCUGGACCCCAAGGCCGUCACCUGCGACGAGCUCUUCGGCAUCAUCAACCCGGCGACCAGGGAGUGGAAAGACGGCCUGUUUUCCACCAUCAUGAGGGACCUGGCCAACCUCACCCACGACGGCCCCAAGUGGAUCGUCCUGGACGGGGACAUAGACCCCAUGUGGAUCGAAUCCCUCAACACCGUCAUGGAUGACAACAAGGGGCCGUGGGGGGCAGGAGGGCUCCCCCAGGAGACCCGGCCCCACCAUGGGCUCCCCUCGGGCUCCCUGCGCUCCGCCUCGGGUACAGACGGGAGAGCCUCCCCGUCCGGGCCGCGCAGGGCAAAGGGCAGUGGGGUCCGUGGGUUUACGCAGCAGCCCGAGAGCUCCGCUCUGAGCGCCCCGGGAUUCCCGGGGGCGAGGGCAUCUGACACGACACUCAGCUCCUCCCCGUCCGUCCCGGGGCCGCCAUCCUCGGGGCGCAGGCGCGGAGCGGGCACGGGUGGCCGAGAGACGCCAGGGGGCAGCUGGAGCGGCGUGGGGGGCCCCCACUCGGGCACGCUCGUCAGGACCAUGGCCCUGGCCGCUGGCCCGGGCGCCCCCCAGGUCCUCACCCUGGCCAGCAAUGAGCGGAUUCCCCUGAACCGCACCAUGAGGCUGGUGUUCGAGAUCAGCCACCUGAGGACGGCCACCCCGGCCACCGUGUCCCGAGCCGGCAUCCUCUACAUCAACCCCGCGGACCUGGGGUGGAACCCGUGA